AUGCCAAACGCUAAUGGAGACUGGUCGUCGGGGGCGGAGUCCAGCGGAGAUGGCGAUGGCCAACUGACCAGGUCCUUGAUGCCAGGAGACACUACGCCACCAGGCAUGGGACCAGGAGGCAUGGGACCAGGAGGCAUGGGACCAGGAGGCAUGGGACCAGGAGGCAUGGGACCACCAGGCAUGGGACCACCAGGCAUUGGACAAGGCAUGAGACCAGGAGGCAUGAGACCAGAUGACAGUAGCAACUUAACCCGGUUUCUAGGGCCCCCUGGCAGCAUGAUUGAUUCUGCAUUCUGCGAUUAUAUGAUGAACCAAGAUCUGCCCUACGACCAGAUUCCCUUUUUCUGUCUGUGUUCACACUGUAAGGGCACAGUGGGGCCCAAAGGAGACCGUGGAGACCGGGGCCCCCCAGGCGCUCCUGGGAGUCCGGGGAGAAGAGGAAUGACGGGGUUCCCGGGCCCUCGAGGCUUCACAGGCUCUCAAGGGAUGAAGGGUCAGAAAGGAGACGUUGGGGACAGAGGGCAGCCUGGCCCUGCAGGUUUCACCGGGAUGAAAGGCAUGCGGGGAUUCAAAGGAGAAAAAGGGGACAUGGGAUUGGAAGGCCCCCCAGGCUCACAGGGCCCCCAGGGAGAGACCGGUACAUGCCCUGCCUCCUGUGAGAGUGUACAGGGUCCCCCAGGUGUACAAGGCGCCCCUGGACCAGCUGGAGCUCGUGGCCUGCCUGGGGUCCAGGGCACUAUGGGACUUAAAGGUUUUAAGGGCGACAAGGGUGACCUGGGUAGAUCCGGUGACAAAGGGAUGAAUGGCCAAAAGGGUGAUCAAGGUGAGCAGGGGGUGUGUGAGUGUACAGAUGGGGCAGAUGGUGCUGAUGGGACCCAAGGAAUGAAGGGGGAUAAAGGGGACAAAGGGGACACUGGUGGCCUGGGUGCAAACGGCGCCAUGGGGCUAAAAGGCAACAAGGGUGACAUGGGUUUCAGGGGGCAACCUGGGCCCUGCUCCCCAGCUAUCCAAUCAGCAUUCUCUGCAGCUAUCAAGAAGCCGUUUCCUGAGCCAAACAGGUCUGUUCCUUUCCCAUGGGUCAUUACUAACCAGCAGAUGCACUUCAACCCAAUCAAUGGCAAAUACCAGGCCCCCGUCAACGGCACCUAUGUCUUCUCCUUCAACCUGGCAGUUGCUCAAAAGCCUCUUAUAGUCGCCCUGUUCAAAAACAGUCAAUUUGUAGUCGUAGCAACAAACACAGCUGAUCAGUCCACCACCAGCCAGACUGUGGUCCUUCACCUCAAGAUGGGAGACCGCUUGUGGUUACAGGUGAAGAAUUCAGUCACCAACGGCAUGUUCACCGACAGUGAGAGCAGCAGCACUUUCUCUGGGUAUCUUCUGCACCCAGACUCCUGCGAAUUGCCCAAUCUCCGCGGACACACUGAUAUGCAUGACAGUGACAGUAGUAAUAGUAAUGAGUACUACUUUUGGAAAGACUCCACUCCACCAAAUUAG
Centropristis striata (black sea bass) is the source of this 1494-nucleotide messenger RNA. Its product is annotated as collagen alpha-1(X) chain-like. Bases 1 to 1494 code for a protein of 497 amino acids. The record is from RefSeq and is a predicted model, not a curated record. Gene Ontology annotation, molecular function: protein binding. Lineage: Eukaryota; Metazoa; Chordata; Actinopteri; Perciformes; Serranidae. The transcript has 4 exons.